GCGCAGGACGGCGGGGGGAGAGAGAGGAGUGUGUGGACAGCCCCGGCCGCGCUUUUGCCUCUCAUUUAUUAUGAUGACCAGAGCGCUGGAGAGGUUAAAUAGUUGCCAAGGCGCUAGCAGCCCGACUCCAUCUCCUCCUCCUCUCUGUCCGGGCUGGAACUAACGACCACACACAACUGCUGCGAGAGGAGAAUCACGUUGUUCGAAACAGCUUCGCCUUCCUUCUCCCUGGGGCACUUUUCUCCCUGGCCGAGCAGCUCGAGGCGGCGGCGAAGCCGGCCACGGAGGUCCCCGCCCCCUGAGGAAUGGAGUCCGGGGAAGAGUGAGAGGGGAAGCGGGUGUCGUUGGCUUCGCUCCUCCGGCGGCGUCUGCGUUGGAGCUGCGGCGGGAGGGAUGGCAGAGGCGCAGGAGCAGACACAGAAUAUGGGAACUCAGCACCGAAUAAAAGUAGAUGUCCCUGAUCGUGUUCUUUACACUGUAGGCUCCUGUGUUCUUGUCAUUGGUUCCAUUGGAAUCACAGGAAAUCUCCUUGUCCUCUAUGCAUUUUACAGCAACAAGCGUCUGAGGACACCGGCAAACUAUUUCAUAAUGAAUUUAGCGGCAAGUGAUUUUCUGAUGUCUGCAACUCAAGCUCCAAUCUGCUUUCUCAACAGCAUGCACACAGAAUGGGUACUUGGAGACAUAGGUUGUAACUUUUAUGCUUUUUGUGGGGCACUCUUUGGAAUUACUUCCAUGAUGACUUUAUUAGCUAUUUCAGUUGAUCGCUACUGUGUGAUUACUAAACCUCUGCAAUCUCUAAAAAGGUCUUCAAAGAAACGCUCAUGCGUAAUCAUUGCCUUUGUCUGGCUCUACUCGCUGGGAUGGAGUGUAUGUCCUCUCUUUGGAUGGAGUUCCUAUAUACCUGAAGGUUUGAUGAUAUCUUGUACAUGGGACUACGUAUCCUAUUCUCCAGCAAACAGAAGUUAUACCAUGAUGUUGUGUUGCUUUGUGUUCUUUAUCCCUCUGAUAAUAAUCUUCCACUGCUAUCUAUUCAUGUUUCUGGCCAUUAGAAGUACUGGCAGGAACGUUCAGAAGUUAGGAUCAACCUAUAACCGGAAGUCAAAUGUUUCGCAGUCAGUGAAGAGUGAAUGGAAGUUAGCAAAAAUCGCCUUUGUGGCUAUUGUGGUAUUUGUUCUGUCCUGGUCCCCAUAUGCCUGUGUCACUCUGAUUGCGUGGGCAGGCUACGCCAAGACCUUAAACCCAUAUUCUAAAUCUGUGCCAGCUGUUAUUGCCAAAGCUUCUGCGAUCUACAAUCCCAUAAUCUAUGCAAUCAUUCACCCAAGAUACAGGAGAACUAUUCGAAGUGCUGUCCCUUGCUUGAGAUUCCUUAUACGGAUCUCACCAAGUGAUCUUACAACAAGUUCUGUAAACGAGUCGUCAUUCAGGGCUUCUAUGUCCAACCGUCACUCUUUUGCUGCCAGGAACAAGAGCAGUUGUGUUUCUUCCAUUUCUGCAGCAGAAACAACUUGGAGUGACAUGGAGCUUGAGCCUGUGGAGGCAGCCCAUAAGAAACGGCAACCCCAGCGAAGCAGCUCUUUCUCAGAACAAGCAGGAAAAGAGAGUGGGUUGCUCCUAAAGACCCAGAGCUGUAAUGUGCUGACUGGAGAAAAGAUUGCAGUGUCCUCCAUCAGUCUGCACGACCCGUUUGAGAGAUCAUUUGGAGAGAAUGCCCCAGAACUGCUGCUCAAGCCCAGUUGUUUGAGAACAUCAUCUCUUCCAUUUGGCUUGAAUAGUAGCAGCACGGAAGAGAAUGCAGACACUUCUCACAUGGAAGUUCAAGAGCAGCAAACAGAUGGAAGCCUCAACUCAUUAAUGAGCGCCACCAUCCCACAAAUAGUUAUCGUUUCUACCUCAGAGACCACCCUCUCUGAGGAGCAAUAUGAGCCAGAAAAUGGACGGGCAGAAAAUUCCAGUGUAUUAUUUUCUCCAGAAAAGAAUCACCUGUUGGACAUAGGAAGGCUUAGCUCCUCUACCAACCUCAUUGAAGCAAUUGAGAAGCUUCUGUCCUAAAUAUGGAAGAGAGCAACUAUGUGGUCUUUUUGCUGCUUCUUUGCAUUAUUAUACCAAAAAAUAAGAGGGGGGAACCCACAUGAAGAACUCUGAGCCUUGUAGAUUAAGCAGAUAACUUUAUAUAUAUAUGUAUAUUUUUUUGUAAUGCAAUCUUUAGCCCUUCUUGAAUUUUAUGCACUUUGCAGAAGCAAAACAACAGCAAUAGAUGCUGAAGGCUCAAAGCAUCCAUAGCGUAGAUAACAAGUGUUUGCCAACCGAAACACCUAGUAAAUAUUUCUCUGUAUCUGUAUUCAGGAUACGUUUUCAUGCUUUAAUACCUUUCCAAGCAGUUCCAUUGCUGGAGUGCCCAGCAACCAUAAGCCCUGCCGUAAUUCCAGAUGCUAAGAUUAGUUCCGGAAAGAAAUAUCAGCUAUGCAUUCCUCAAUAAACCUGGUCCAAUAAUUGGCCAUUCUCCACCACUUUAGCCACCAAAUGACAGAAGGUAGAUCAAGUGGAGAUGUUUGACGGGGCAGAAGCAGCCAUUGUCUAGCAACCAGAAACCAGUUGACUUUUUGUUCUGACUCGACACAACAGGUAGUUUGCCAUCUGUCCUGUGUAACUGAAGCUAUGACUAGAGGAGGAAGAAAUGAAAGUAGCAAGAAGAUGAGCAUCCCUUAAGACUAAACUUCCUAAUUACUCACAGGUUAAAUGAGCCCACUUUGAAAACAAUCGCCCUCAGGAAUGAGGCCAAAACUAUGCACAAGAAAUGUAAUAUAGCAUAGCACUUGUUAAGUCCAGAUGUAAAGAUGGGUGUCAACCCUUCUCAGUCACAAGGGAAAGUGAGACUGUUGUGCAAAGCUAAUGCAGUCAUUCCUGUCUUAUCCCUAUAGGGUGUCAACAGUGGCAAAAAAAUCACCUUAGGUCAUGGUUAACAAUAUGUGUCAAUAGUAAUGAGCUCACUGUUGAAUUCUCACAAUAAGCUUUACUCACGGACAACAAUAAAACCACUUAAAUGCUCUA
Lacerta agilis (Sand lizard) is the source of this 3048-nucleotide messenger RNA. Its product is annotated as melanopsin. The transcript is spliced from 10 exons. Gene Ontology annotation, molecular function: G protein-coupled receptor activity. NCBI's taxonomy places the organism in Eukaryota, Metazoa, Chordata, Lepidosauria, Squamata, Lacertidae. Bases 394 to 2049 code for a protein of 551 amino acids. The record is from RefSeq and is a predicted model, not a curated record. Gene Ontology annotation, biological process: visual perception; G protein-coupled receptor signaling pathway. Gene Ontology annotation, cellular component: membrane.